CUGGUUGUCGCAGCUUCGCCGGUGGUUCCUCCGCUCACUUGCUUGAGGUUCACCUCCCUGGAACCGCUUUGGGUUCUCUUUCUAUUUUGUUUGCUUGCUCUGUUAACACAGCAGAACUGGGUAGUCUAUUUGUUUUCAGGAUUAUCAUCAUCCUCACCAUCGCUUGCGCUUGACCCAUUGGUCUUGUGUUCACGCUUCCGGUUGGUGCUUGUCCUCUUUGCCGAGGGGCCCAUCGUUGCGGCGACGGUCCUAGAUGAACAAAUGAGGAGCUUUUGAUUCAAUUCCACCCUGGCAGCGCUACUUCAUAUCGAGGACCAAGAUGCGUUGCAACCUCGUAGCGCUGGCUGCCGUGGCCGGCGCAUCGACGCUCACUCCCAAUGUCCUGCCCCUGCUCGUUCGAAACCCGUACUUGAGCACUUGGCUAUACAAUGCUCGCGAUGUGCCGUGGGAGAACUGGCCUAUGUUCUGGACUGGAGCUCAUGUCGGCUUCUCCGUCAUGGCGUCCGUCCCCGAGACCGGGACCGUCUAUCCCCUCCUCGGGAGACCCCACGACUCCCUCGAGCGCAACCACGAGGCCUAUGAAAUCGCGCACCCGGAGUAUCUGGGCGCAAGCUUCGAUGCGUCAACAACCAACCUGACGUAUCGCAUUUCCGGAUCCUCGCCAAGCAGGUCCGCACGCUUGACGCUCUCGUUCCUGUCCCCGAUCACGCCUUCGUCAACCUUCAGGCAGUCCAUUCCCGCUGCGUACCUGACGGUCAUCGUCGAAGGGUGCCUGGACGUCAGCAUCUACACCGACGUCAACGGCGAGUGGGUCACGGGGAACAGGGACAACCGGGUCAAGUGGGAUCUGCACGAGCCUGCGCGCUCUGGGAGCGGCUCUGGCACGGCCCUCAAGACGUGGAAGGUCGCUCGCGCCGAGGAACAACUUUUCACCGAGUUCGCUGACCGUGCGGAAUGGGGAACUCUGUACUUCUCGGGCCCCGCGAGUGUCCAGCACCAGAGCGGGACGUCUGCCCUGCUGCGGCAGCACUUCGCUGAGCACGGCGGUCUGAAGAACGAAGUCGAAAGAAGGUUCCGCCGGGUGAUGGAAGACGAGCCGGUAUUUGCUUUUUCAAGGUCAUUCAAACACGGCGGGAAGCAGCUGGGUGGCUGCCAGAAGAAGGAGGAGAGCGUCACGUUCACGUUUGCCUUGGUCCAAGACUAUGUAGCCCAGUUCGCCAGGGCGGAGGGCUUGGCUCACAUGAAGCCGCUGUGGCAAUCGUACAUCUCCACUGCUGACGAGCUGAUCGUCUACCAUUAUGACGAUUUCCACACCGCAGCAGCCCUGGCCAGAAACUACUCGGAUUCGCUUGGGCAGGAUGCGUUCAACUCUGGCUCUCAGAACUACCAAGACAUAGCUGCGCUCUCGGCCCGCCAGGUCCUGGGCGCAACGCAGUUCUCGGGGACUCCGGAGAACCCCUUGCUUUUCCUGAAGGAGAUCUCUUCGGACGGGAAUUUCCAAACGGUGGACGUCAUCUUCCCGGCAUUCCCCUUCUUCCUCUACACCAACCCGAAAUGGCUGGCGUAUUUGCUGGAGCCGCUCCUCGAACACCAGCUGAGUGGCCAGUACCCGAACGACUACAGCAUGCACGACCUCGGGACCCACUUCCCGAACGCGACGGGCCAUGCGGACGGACGGGACGAGUACAUGCCGGUCGAGGAGUGCGGGAACAUGCUCAUCAUGGGGCUCGCCCUGGCCAACGCGUUGCGCUACGACACGGACCCUGCGUUCGUACGGACUGCCGCGGGCGAGGGCGCCAGGACGCUCCCCGCCUCGAUGCGUCGGAACAACAAGCACAUCGACAGGUACGGCAUAGACCUGCGCUCGGCCGGCGACGAGCGAUCCACCAGAAGCGGCUCGAGAGCCGCCAAGAAGUGGCUCUCGCGCUCCUACAAGCUGUGGAAGCAGUGGACGGGCUACCUGGAACGCGAGUCCCUGAUCCCGCACAACCAGCUGAGCACGGACGACUUCGCCGGCUGGCUGGCCAACCAGACCAACCUCGCGUUGAAGGGCAUCAUCGGCAUCCGCGCGAUGGGCGAGAUCGCGGCGCUCGUCGGCGAGGAGGCCGAUGCCCGCCACUACCGCGCCGUCGCGGCCGACUACAUCGCCAAGUGGCAGGAGUACGCCAUCUCGCGGGACGGGACGCACGCCAAGCUCGCGUAUACCUGGUACGGGUCGUGGACGACCAUCUACAACCUCUACGCCGACUCGCUGCUGUGUUUCCGCGUCAAGGAUCGCGGUGCGGGGUCAGGCAUCGCUUCGACGCCUCAGAAGGGCGGCCAGAAGCCGAUCGGCGGCGGCGGCGGCGAGACGUUUGUCCCGGACAGGGUGUACCAGAUGCAGAGCGACUGGUACCACGCGGUGAUGCAGAAGUAUGGUCUGCCACUGGACUCGAGGCACCUCUAUACCAAGAGCGACUGGGAAUUCUUUGCCGCGGCCGUGACGGGCCAGGAGACGAGGACGGAGAUCCUGACGGCGGUGGCGCGGUGGGUGAAUGAGACCGUUGUUGAUCGGCCGUUUACCGACUUGUACGAGACCGAAGGCGAUGGAGGGUUCCCGGGCAUCUACUUCAUGGCCAGGCCGGUCGUAGGCGGGCAUUUUGCGUUCCUGGCGCUGGAAAGGGCGUGCGGCGGGAAGGCGGUGGAAGCGCUGCGGUUCCUGGACGAGAGACCGCCUGCGCAGAUCAACAGCGAGGAGACGCUGCGGGAGGAUUGGAGGCAUGGAGCGUCCGGUGCGUGGGGGGACCUCUAGGAGGGUGCCGGAUGCAACAUCUGCAGGUGAACAACGCAGUCAAAGAUUGUGUAGCAAGCACCGUUCAGUAGUUCGGAUAGGGAAUCAGCCAUAUAACAUCUUCCUGAGAGCCCGCACACCAUCUUCUCGUUGCUGCGGGCGGGCGGCGAGUUUGAGGAUCCCACCUCUGGUGGCGCUGCAGCCUUGCUU
Molecule: messenger RNA, 2980 nt
Organism: Thermothielavioides terrestris NRRL 8126
Lineage: Eukaryota; Fungi; Ascomycota; Sordariomycetes; Sordariales; Chaetomiaceae
Exons: 4
Coding region: 320-2791 (823 amino acids)
Source: RefSeq, a predicted model, not a curated record